GCGUAGCAACCUUGUUCGGUUCUUGUUCUUCCCCGCCUUGCUUUUGCGCUCCUCCAUUUCAAAAUCUACUUCCCUACGCUAUUCUUCUGGCUCUUGCCAAAUACAAACUUCAGCAAAUCCAAAAUAAAUGGAAAUCACGGAGGAGCAGAGAAAACGAGCCGAAGCAAACCGACUCGCGGCCUUGGCAAAGCGCAAAGCCAAUCAAGAAGCUUGGAAGCUUCUUAAAUGUCAAAAACCCUCGUCCGAAUCCUCUCCCGCCACUGCCACUGCCACUGCUGUUUUACCCAAAACCAAUCCCGCUUCUGCGUCCGACCUGCUCCGGAAGCCCGAGUCGUCGGCUCCUCCGCUAGAAAGAUUCCGGGUCAUGCUCGAAAUUUGCUCUCCCGAUUCGUUCUCUGUCACUCCUCAACCUGUCCAGGGGUUUCCUUACCCCGGAGAAGAAGUUUGCUUCCAAAAGCUGAAUGAAUUACUCUUCUGUGUUGUUCCAUCACAUUACACUCAAAACACUGGUGGCGGAAGGGGUUGUGUGUAUAAGCUUCCAGAUUAUGAAGCAGUUCUAAGGUCCAUUAAGAGUUGUAAGGACAUUGAGUGUGAAGAAAUACCCUGGGGAACACUCAAUGUUGUUGAAAGGCUUUCCCAUUCCUUUAAUGCAGGGAGAUGGAUACCUUGUAGACCAGAGCAUCUACCUGAUGAGAAGGUUGAUGAGUUAAUUAGUGAACUUCCUAAAACCUUGCUGGACACAUUGCUACCUUUUCAACUUGAAGGUAUAAGGUUUGGGCUCAGGAGGGGUGGAAGAUGUCUUAUUGCUGAUGAAAUGGGGCUUGGCAAAACCCUCCAGGCUAUUGCUAUUGCAAGGUGUUUCAUGAAUGAAGGUCCUACACUCAUUGUUUGCCCAGCUAUUUUGAGAUAUUCUUGGGCAGAAGAAUUGGAACAUUGGCUUUCUUGUUUGCCUUCUGAUAUCCAUCUCGUUUUUGGUCAUCAAGAUAACCCUUCUCAUUUAAGUAGAUGCCCUAGAUUUGUGGUCAUCUCAUACACAAUGCUAAAACGCUUGCGAAGGAGUAUUUUGAAGCAUGAAUGGGCUAUCUUAAUCAUUGAUGAAUCACAUCAUCUCCGAUGUUCAAAGAAAAAAUCUGAACCUGAAGAGAUAAAAGCUGUUCUUGAUGUUGCAGUGAAUAUCAAGCAUUUAAUUCUAUUGUCAGGAACUCCUUCUCUAUCAAGGCCAUAUGACAUAUUUCAUCAGAUAAAUAUGCUAUGGCCAGGUUUACUUGGAAAGACUAAAUAUGAAUUUGCAAAGACUUACUGCUCUAUCAAACUUGUUAAAGGUUGCCAAGGGAAGGAUUUCUAUGAUUUCUCUAAGGGGAUUCGUUUGGAAGAAUUACAUAUGUUGCUUAAGCAAACUGUUAUGAUACGACGAUUGAAGGUGCAUGUACUAGUACAGUUGCCACCCAAGCGUCGCCAAAUCAUAAGGCUGGUCUUAAAGAAAUCAGAUAUUGCUAAUGCAAUGGCUUCUACCAGAGUGUCAAGUGGCAAUGCCCCGAGCCUUGAUGCCAGUGGAACUGAUGCUGAAAGUACUGCAGUGGACAUUCCUGAUAAAACUGCAGGUAAUAGUGGCAAUCAAGAAUGUACUGCAAAGCUCUCUGAGCAGGAACUUGGAAUUGCAAAGUUGUCAGGAUUCUGUGAAUGGCUCUCCAUACAUCCAGUCAUUGCAGAAAUAGGCGAUGAGGAACCAAUUGGUGCAAAUUGCAGUUCACAAAAAAUGAUAAUAUUUGCUCACCAUCAUAAGGUUCUUGAUGGAGUGCAGGAAUUUGUUUAUGAUAAAGGGAUAAACUAUGUUCGUAUUGAUGGGAAUACACCUGCUUUUGAAAGGCAGUCAGCUAUUCUAUCCUUCCAAAACUCCAAAGAGGUUAAGAUUGCAAUAGUUGGAAUACUUGCUGGUGGUUCAGGACUAAACUUGUCAGCAGCUCAAAAUGUUGUCUUCUUGGAACUGCCAAAGGAACCUGCACACAUGCAACAGGCUGAAGAUAGAGCUCAUAGACUAGGGCAAACAAAUGCAGUUAACAUAUAUAUCUUUUGUGCAAAGGAUACUGCUGAUGAAAUUUGUUGGCAAAGCCUGAAUAGAAGUUUGCAUCGAGUUUCAUCAACAAUGAACGGGAAGUAUGAUGCAGUACAGGAAAUAGAGGUUGAUGAUGUUUCUUACCUUGGAACAGCUGGGAAAAUUAAAGAGAAAAGAAAGAACUUUAUACCAAAUGAGGAAAAAAAUGAAGUUUGUCUUUUACAGCCAACAAAAAUUCAGAACCCUUGCUGUAAUGAAUCAGAUAAAAUGGUGACUGAGAGUAACCAAGAACAUAAUGAAAGUGCUGUGUAUAUAUCGUCUUCGCAAUCAAAUGACCUUGAGCAAGCUGUAACCAAAUCCAAAAUUGAUACAUUGGAGUGCACUUCUGAUGAAUCAGAUUCGGAGGACAGUGAUCACAAUCAAGAAGAGAAGUUAAACGUUGCACUCAUGGAGUCAAAGGUUCAUGAUUGUGGAUCUGUCAAACAAAUUGAAUCAAACAAUGGUAGCUCUAUCCAUCUAAAGUCUCUGCGUUUUGAGGUAAGCCCUUACACGGGAAGGAUCCACUUAUACUCUUGCAUUCCAGGAAAAGAUACAAGACCAAGGCCACUUUUUGAAAAUUUCCGACAAGAAGAACUUGAUUUGCUUCAUGCUUCUGUGGAUGACAAGGAAAAGGCUUACAAAUGUAUCAAGGAUGACCCGGCAUUUAGCCAUGUUCUUCAGUCCUUUGUUAAUGAGUGGAACAGUUUGAGGCCUAUAAAGCAAAAGAAACUUAUGGGAAAACCUUUACAACUCCCAUUAUCUACUGAGUUGUGUUAUUUGAAUGAGAACAUUAACUAUGAUAAUGAGGGACUGCUAAAAGGUCGGAGCAAGAAGCGCACUACACCAUUGGACGAGAUAAGCCAUCCUUUGCCCUCAAAUGCCACAUGGAAGACUGUUCGACUUGUUGGCAGCAACAAAAAGGAGAGAGUAUAUACACAAGGGUGGUCAGACAAGGAUGAACCACUUUGUAAACUUUGUCAAUCUGUUUGCAAGAAAAGCAACGCCAAGGAGCCUGAAUACUUUGAGGAUCUAUUCUGCUCUUUGGACUGUCAUGAAGAAUACAGAUUAAGAACAAGCCGUAGAUACAUUCGUGAGAGGCUUUCUGAAAUUGAGCAUGGUAUUUGCACAGGUUGUAAACUGAACUGCCAUAAACUUGUGAAGCACAUAAGGCCUUUGUUACACGAUAAGCGGGAAGAGCAUAUUAAGAAAGUAGCUCCACAGAUUGCAAAACGCAAGAAGUUACUUAAAAGGCUUGUUGAUGAACCAAAUGAAGGCAAUGCUUGGCAUGCUGACCACAUUAUACCUGUAUAUAAAGGGGGAGGUGAAUGCUUGUUGGAGAAUAUGAGGACACUUUGUGUUGCUUGCCAUGCAGAUGUUACCGCUGCACAGCAUAAUGAAAGGCGUAAAGAGAGGCAGAAGGCAAAGAAACAUCUUCGAAUGAUCAUGAGAGACCUCAAAACUGUUGUGAUGCCUGAUCAAGUUGAAAAUAAAACAGAGGAUAGUAGACUAUCCAUAGAUAGUGAGGACGUGGAGGAUGAUCAUCUACUGAUUAACAUCCCAGGAAGUGCAUAUUCAGGAUCAAGUAGCUCUACAACUGGGAAUCAAGGGAAAGCCUCUGAUUCAUAGUCUUGUUUGUUUGUUUGUUGGUGUUUUUUUUUGGGUUGUGGGUGAGUUUGUACGUUUUUUGCUGCUUCAAAUUUCUAGUUUAAUUGUUUGGUAAAUCUUAUGGUUAUGAUUUAGUUCAUGGUCAGCUUAUGGAUUUUGGCUUACAAAAGCUAAAAUUUUUGGUAAAUUUGUAGAUCCACUCA
This is a messenger RNA of Ipomoea nil (Japanese morning glory), 3900 nucleotides long. Its product is annotated as DNA annealing helicase and endonuclease ZRANB3. The record is from RefSeq and is a predicted model, not a curated record. Gene Ontology annotation, molecular function: ATP-dependent chromatin remodeler activity; ATP binding; zinc ion binding. Gene Ontology annotation, cellular component: nuclear replication fork. Lineage: Eukaryota; Viridiplantae; Streptophyta; Magnoliopsida; Solanales; Convolvulaceae. Gene Ontology annotation, biological process: DNA repair; replication fork processing. The coding region runs from base 128 to 3718 and encodes 1196 amino acids. The transcript has 24 exons.